AUGGAACUCAACCGAGAGCAUUUUCGCGCCAUAAUUUAUUACAACUUUCAGAGACAAUUAUCGCAACAAGAAUGCCUUGCUGAGUUAUUGUCUGUUUUCGGCAACGAAGUGCCACAUCAGUCGACAAUUUCCCGUUGGUAUGGAGAAUUCAAACGUGGACGGGUGAGUUUUAGGGACGAUUCCGGAAACACAAAAAAUGUGUACAGCAUUGUUAGUGGUGAUGAAUCGUGGAUUUACUGUUAUGAACCAGAAACUAAACGACAGUCGGCUGUUUGGGUGUUCCAAGGUGAAGAAAAGCCAACACAAGUCAUCCGUUCUCGAAGUGUUUCGAAAAAUAUGGUCGUGACAUUUGUCAUCACCGAGCUUCGAAAAAUCAACCCCGAAAGAAGAAUCAUCCUCCACCAAGACAAUGCAAGCUCGCACACGGCCCAAAAAACAAGGCAAUAUUUAACGGAAGAAAACGUGGAAUUAUUGGACCAUCCUCCAUAUAAAGAAGCAGUUGACGCAUUCAAAAAUGCCGUUUUGGAUCUGCCAGCAAACGAGUGGGAUAAGUGCUUCAAAAAUUGGUUCGAGCGCAUGCAGAUGUGUAUUAUUCUUCUGCUCUUGUCGCUCGACAUCAACAAAGCUUCUGGUCCGGACUUGAUUCCUGCCAUUCUUGCUCCAGUUCUUUCGCGUCUCUUCCCGGUAUCUUAUGAAUCCGGCACCUUCCUAGAAAAUUGGAAAUUUGCUCAUAAGUGCAUAAAUCGCGAGCUUCUGGACUACCUCGAAUGUCACAGCUUGAUUAGCGACAGGCAGUACGGUUUCCGGCACCAACGAUCCACAGGGGACCUCCUAGCUUACGUCACGCAACUGUGGAGUAAACUCAUCCAGUCUCAUGGUGAGGCUCAUGUCGUUGCUCUUGACAUCACGAAAGCGUUCGAUCAGCUGUGGCACGCUGCCCUCUUGAGCAAACUUCCAUCCUAUGGUCUCCCAGAAAAGUUUUGCAGAUGGUUCUCCUCUUCAUCCCACAACGUCAACGCGGGUGUUCCCCAGGGAUCGGUCUUGGCUCCAACACUGGUUCUCUUAUAUAUCAGCGACCUCCUUUCCUGCACGAUCAACCCAAUCCACAGCUUCGCUGAUGACAGCACUCUACAUGCCGGAAUUCAUAGUGACAAGUCGAUUUCUGCCGCUGAGCUGGAAAAAAGAAGACUAGCGAUGACUUCCUCUCUGACAAGAGACCUGGAUUCUAUCUCUGCUUGGGGACGCAACAAUCUUGUACAGUUCAAUGCUUCCAAAACACAGUACUGUACUUUGACGAACAAAAAUCAACACUGUAAUGCUUGCCAUUUCUCUUCGGAUAUUUUCUUUCAGGACAUCAACUGA
This is a messenger RNA of Acanthoscelides obtectus, 1362 nucleotides long. The record is from the annotation of a GenBank genome assembly. NCBI's taxonomy places the organism in Eukaryota, Metazoa, Arthropoda, Insecta, Coleoptera, Chrysomelidae.